Lytechinus pictus (painted urchin) is the source of this 1616-nucleotide messenger RNA. Its product is annotated as alpha-1,3-mannosyl-glycoprotein 4-beta-N-acetylglucosaminyltransferase C-like. Gene Ontology annotation, molecular function: acetylglucosaminyltransferase activity; nucleic acid binding. The transcript is spliced from 3 exons. The record is from RefSeq and is a predicted model, not a curated record. Bases 1 to 1224 code for a protein of 407 amino acids. NCBI's taxonomy places the organism in Eukaryota, Metazoa, Echinodermata, Echinoidea, Temnopleuroida, Toxopneustidae. Gene Ontology annotation, biological process: protein N-linked glycosylation.
AUGAUAUGGGCCGGUAUCCAUUAUGGAGGGAAAACGCCACUGGUGGUUCCGGACGGAAACGUCAACGCCGCCGCCUACAGGGAUAUCUUGGAGUUCCACUGUCUUCCAUAUGCAAGACGAGUGCAUGGGCACAAUUUCCGACUGCAGGAUGACAACGCUAGACCGCACAGGGCCGCUGCAGUAAGGGAAUUCCUGGAGGCAGAGGGCGUCGUACAGUUGCCAUGGCCAGCUUGUUCGCCGGAUAUGAACCCCAUAGAGCAUGCAUGGGAUACCCUCGGCCGAGCCAUCAACGACAGAGAGGUCAUUCCUCAAAAUCUGCAGGAGUUGGCAGAUGCUCUGAGGGAAGAAUGGGACGCUAUGCCUGUUGACGUCAUCAACAAGCUAGUGGACAGCAUGCCACGACGUCUGCAUGCGCUGAUCGAGACAUCGUCGCAUGAAACUUGGACCAACCCUAACGAGAAAGAAUUGGAACAAGCUCUUGUUUUGGGUUCCAGGCGACAUUUACCUGGUUUCCUAACCAUAGGCAUUCCUACAGUCCAAAGAGAAACCGCACACUACCUCACCCAAACAAUCAAUUCACUGAUCGACAAAUCAUCCCCCGAGGAACGCUCCGAUGUCAUCAUUCUCAUCUUCCUCGCUGACUUCGAGGAAGAGAAGCGAUCCAAACUGAAGGUAUUGAUAAAAGAAAAAUACUCUUCUCAUCUAGAAGCUGGAUUCAUCCAAGUUAUCCAGGCCCCGAUGUCGUUCUAUCCUUCCCUGGAAAAUUUAAAAUCAAACUAUGGCGAUUCAAAGACAAGAGUUUACUGGAGAUCUAAACAGUGUGUUGAUUUUGCAUUCAUGUUCUUUUAUGGCAGUAGUCUUUCGGAAUACUACCUCCAAAUAGAGGACGACGUGUAUACGGUAAAUGGAUAUCUUGCAGCCGUUCGUGAUUUUAUUAAAGAUAAAAGCAACGUCCAGUGGGCGUCUCUGGAAUUCUCUACAUUAGGAUUCAUUGGAAAGCUCUUUCACGCCUAUGACUUGGAUAGACUUGCGACACUCAUAUUGGUGUUCUACCAAGACAUGCCCGUUGACUGGAUCUUCCUUCAUUUCAAAGAUUUAAACGCUCAACAAAAGAACCACGUCAGGAGACCAUCUAUCUUUCAGCACAGAGGUUUUAAUUCGAGUCUGAAAGAGAAGAGCAUGAAGAACGUUAUUGAUAGAACCUUUGUUGAUGACAAAGUCUGACAAAAUCGGGUUCUUUGGUCUGGACAAUCACGCUAAAGUAGUAAUAUAAAGAAAUGUAUAGAUUAAUGAUGUUUCAUGUGAAUUUGAGUAAUAAUUUUUUUUUGUAUUGAGAAGUUUUUAUUUAAAUAACAAAUAUUUAAUACAUAUAGCAAAUUAAAUAUCAUCUUUUUACAAAUUUUCUGUUUUCUUUUUGGAAGCACUAAUAUAUCAAUUCAAAAAAAUGUUCAACUUGCUACUUAUUUUUUUUUUUAAAUGCAUGACUUGUAUUAACACAGUAACAUAUCAGUGUUAUAUCGAACCUCCAUAUCAUCUUCCAAUACAUAUAUAAACUUUACUAAACUAUAUACGCUUUCUUUUCGAGUUUCAAAUAUUCACAACAUAACAUAAUACAA